Messenger RNA from Helobdella robusta, 528 nucleotides. RefSeq lists its product as hypothetical. The record is from RefSeq and is a predicted model, not a curated record. Gene Ontology annotation, molecular function: DNA-binding transcription factor activity, RNA polymerase II-specific; RNA polymerase II cis-regulatory region sequence-specific DNA binding. Gene Ontology annotation, biological process: regulation of transcription by RNA polymerase II. Bases 1 to 528 code for a protein of 175 amino acids. NCBI's taxonomy places the organism in Eukaryota, Metazoa, Annelida, Clitellata, Rhynchobdellida, Glossiphoniidae. The transcript has 3 exons.
AUGAAUGAGGACGUUGUCGAUGAGGCAGCAGGUAACGAUGCACAGUCACCGAUCAAGCCUCCUUACUCGUACGCUCAACUCAUUGUGCAGGCCAUCUCCUCGCAAGAUGAUCGGCAGCUGACGUUGAGUGGCAUAUAUGCAUACAUCAGCAAGCAUUAUCCUUAUUAUAGGCCCUCUGAUAAAGGCUGGCAGAACUCCAUCAGGCACAAUCUGUCUCUCAACAGAUUCUUCAUGAAGGUACCUCGGUCACAAGAGGAACCUGGCAAAGGAUCUUUCUGGAAGAUAGAACCAACGUCAGAGAACAAGUUGAUCGAGCAGGCAUUCAAAAGAAGGCGGCAGAGGGUUGGCAUGUCUUUCAACAACAACAACAACAGUAAUGGCUGCAAUAACAAUGACCACUCGUCAAGGUUUCUCCUUCAAACUUUUCUAAUAACAUUUAAUCAUUUUUUAUUGUUUUUUAUAAAAUUGGACACAAUCUUUUUUACCAAUUCCGGUUUUGAAUAUGAUAAAAGUAUUUGUGAUCAAUAA